AGGAUUACACAGUGAAAUUGGCCGACAUUUUUCGGGGCAUUAUUCAUUUCAUUUGGAGGUGUUGUUCUUGUCCUGAUUAUUUGACGUGUUGUAAACGUUGUCCACCCAAUGGACAUUUUAAGGACCAGCACUGUAUUUUUCACGUGGUUAGUUCAUGUUGACAAGAACCUGGAAGUUAAGGAAAGUUUACAAGAGAAUCUAUAUGAGGAUGGUUAUUGCUUAGAUGUUUGGUUUAUCGGAGGAUUAACUAUUUCUCAAGAUGGAGUUAGCUGAUUAUUUAGUUAGAAUAUUUGUGUUGAUAUUGUUUGUAUCAGUAGAAUGUGGUCGAUACGAAUGGAUGACUUAUGAUCAUUUUGAUGAGAUGGAAGAAGUUUAUAAUUCUAUGGAUGGAGAUAGCUGUCGUGGUAAAUCCAAACAAGAUAUGGAAAUGCGUGGUGACCUUGUAACGAUGAUUCCUAGAUAUAACACUUUAAGAUCUAUGACGUGGUACAAAAACAGAACAAUGAUGAUUCAUCUUCACAAUAUGGCUUUAAACAGGGCUUUCUUUUUUAGUUAUAUUUACCAGAAAUUGAACGAAACCAAUAUAAAAGUAUUUCAAACUCAGCCUAAUUGGAUGUAUAUGUAUUUUUCUGUGGGAGCGGACGUGAAUGCCAAUCCUUAUGGUAUCAAUGCCAGUGCUAUCAUUUUUGAUUUCAAUUGCACCUAUACUAAUUGGUUUGUAUCUGUUCCUUUCAAUACGACUUUACAAUAUUUUGGACCGAAGGCAUGGAGAUGGGAAGAUUACAACGACCAAGAUAAUUUUUUACGGGAACCAACUCGGAAAGUGGCGGCUAUUAAAGAUAUCGGAUCGGGAUAUAAUAACAACUAUACUGACCCCAGUUAUAAGAUGAAUAAUUGGUAUAAUAAAUGGAUGCCGGAUACGGUGGGAGACGUGGAUUCUCUGACAAAAUACACAUACAACGUUGGAUUAAGAUACUCAAAUACGACUGGAAAAUUUAUGACAGAUGACUUUCAGUCUUUCACCUUUUUCGGACCACCACAACCAGGUCAGCAAGAAAAAGAUGAGAGAAUGCUACCAGUAACAUUUACCAAACCCUACUUUGAUUGUGGUGUUUCUGAUAAGUGGGUUGUUAGUGCUACAAGUCCAGUCGUUGAGUUCAUGCCAAGAUAUUCAAAUUGGACUCAUUUAAGACGUCCACGAACUGUCGCUGUAGUUGUAAUGGAUAUUGAUUGGGAUAUGAUAGAUUUUAAUUCCUGUCCAGUAAGUAUUGGUAAUCCAGGACCCAGCUAUCUAUCUGGCAUUUCAAGGUGCAAACCCACUACAGGGUGUAAACAUAAGCCAGGUUAUGGUUUUAUGAGAGGAGGUUAUGUAUGUGUGUGUAAACCAGGUAAAAGAUAUCCUAUAUAUAUAGAUCCACCAUAUCAAGGUGAUAAUAUAGAACAAGCUACAGAUGAAGAAUAUAAAAAUGGAUUCGAUUGUACAAAUGUAGAAUUUCGUCAAGUAUUACCAGUAGUGGAUACUUUAGAAGGAACCGUUAUUGAAGGUGGUGGAAGUGGUGGCCUUCAGACCAAACGAGACACCAGUCACGUGCGUAGAACUGGAUUUAUAUCAAGAACUCUUAAAUCAUUCAAUGAAACCGGAGAAGAACUCAAAUUCAGACCAUUUGGUCCCGAAAACAAACAACGUCCACGGCAAUAUCCAUCAAGACGAGUCAAAUAUGUUUCUCGGCAACCUAAACAGAAACCACCAAAAACACCAGCUCAAAAACUCAAACUUCUUUCCAGAAAGAAGAGGGCCUUCACUUAUGAUUAUGUUGCCUUUGAGAAAAUGAUGCAGGUAUUCAGACAGAAAGCAGCAGUGACGGCAUCGAAUUGUCGCGAUAUGUCUGAUGCAACCAAGUCUAUGCCAGGCAGUGUUGCUUAUGGUGUUAACAGUCAAAUGGAAUCGGAGGGAAGAACAGCACUAAGAUUGGCGCACUUUUUGAGUAACUUUUUACAAAAUACGAGCCCAGAUGAAGAUUUUGGAAACAUGCUAGGUGGCGGUCGUUUGAACAUGGAGCAUGUUUUUGGAGAGGUGAUAGCUAAUGUUAUGGGUAAUUACCAAAUACGGUCUAGUGGCGUUUUUUUCGACACGAAUCAAUUUAUAAAUCCUGAUGAUUCUGUCAGAGAAUAUUUUGGUCCUUUAGCGUAUCAAAAAGACGGUGGUUAUUAUGCCAUUGACUCAGCUGGGUUACCAGAAGCGUAUGUACACGAGGAUUGGUAUAUGACGGUUAAAUCGAGGUGGCAGUCCAACACUGUUCAACUCAAAACGUUCAAACUACGACCAAUGAUUCGCUCCGAUCCAAAAGGAACCAGUAGUAUUAGGUUUGAACAUUUUCCUCUCUCCUAUAAAGCACCAGAAUAUUCCGAUGGUUACUGGACGAACCCUAGAUUUAAAUGUGACGGAAGAGUUGAUGACUGGAUAAUCACGUAUGUGGUUCCGUUCUUUGGUUUGGAUGGUAUAAGAAAGAGAACCAAAUUCAUGGGUGUCGUAACUGUCGAUGUACCACUGGGUGCAUUAGAAAUAAACCAAUGUCCACAACCAUUCCAUGUUGCUAACGCUUUUAAAAACACAGCUCGAUGUGAUCUGGAAUCUACUAAGUGUAGACCACAACCGGGUUUUAAGUUCAUGAGAGGAUCGUAUAGAUGUGAUUGUAAAGAGGGUUAUGAAUAUAUGCAUAAUGAUGGUAAAUUCUGGAUAGAAGGAUCCUUGGUAGAAAUAGAAUAUGAAAAGAAGAUGAAAGGUUUAUUUAGCAGGUUUGAUGAUCUGAGGUGUAGAAUAUCUGGUGGUUCAACAAUAACAUACAGUUUGUUUUUAACGUUAAUUGUUAUAUUGGUAUCAUUGCAUCAUUUCAUAUUAUAAGUAUUAUUUUAUCUCCCGAGAUCACUAUAAAAUUGUCUCGGUAAAAAGAAAGACAUCUUAACACCCCCGACCCCCACACCCGUGCUCCCUAGAAUGAUAACCAGGAUUGAUAGCCCAAUAAAAUUCUAAGGAUCAAACCAUGAAAUAGUUUGCUUCAACUUAAGUUUUACUCAAAUUUAAAUUGCUGGUUGCUACUAGCACAAAGGGUAAAUAUGUCAACAGACAGUAUAUUAUUUUAUUUCUGACAUACUAGUCACCCCAGUCAAAAAUGUGUAACAUCAGUUUUUGAAUUUUAUGCAAAGGUUGAAUAACAAAUUUGAGUAAUUAUUAAUUUAUGCCCAAAAAAUUAUAGGGGCAACUGACAUGGGAAUACUUUCACCGAACCGCUUCUUUUAUUGGGAAUAAAAAUGACGAACUUGGUUCAAACAAAUACAACAUUUAAUUUGCAGAAAGUUAAAAGUGAUAGAUCUAAACUGUUUAGGUCAGAUAUAUAGAUAAAAGCGUACUUGUAUUUUUGAUUGUUUUUAACUGUUCCGAUAUAUGACCAAUUUAAGCUUAUGUUAAGUGUUAAUAUUUCGUUUUAUACUUCGUUAUAUUAUGUUAUGUAUAUUUAAGGCUAAGUUUACAAAAUGCCACAGGAAGGUUCAGCUUUUAAUUGACGAGACUUCUUUGAUUUGGGUCACCAUAUCGGAUCAAACCAAAUCAAUAUUUUAUUAUGACCUUGAGGAAAGGGGUUUAGCUGCUUUAAGUUUAGUUUAUUGUUAAAGGGGGAGGUUUGCUUUUGUCGAUUUGACGUUAUCUAAAAACGCACACUGUAUCCAUCCAUGCUUAGUGCUUUUAUGAAAAGCACAUUUAUGUCUUGAGUGUAUGGUCAAAAGGGUUCAACAUGUCCUCGAAAUCUCCCACCCAGGUACACUUCUGCCAAGAGGGGCUUGAUAAUCAUAAGUAAUGACUAUGAAUCAAUGACGUUUAGGUGUAUAGGAUAAUUUUAAUGAGCGUAAUUACCACAUUCCUGUGGAAUACACAAUGUCUUGAUCGUCACAUUACUAAACAAAGCUGAAUGAUAAUACGACAGAUUAUUUGAAAGUUCGAAAGUCUACCCAAAAUCCAGAGAUUCUUUUCUGAUUAUAUCUAUUAAAACAUAUAUUAGAUUCAGUUUUGGGUCAGGGUCAUCAAGCUUUUUCGACCCGGACAGCUGGCCGACAGCUCGCUUUCGAGGACAUUAUUUUAUUCUUCAAACAUAAACUUAAUUUGAUGUAUAUAUCAAACAGUCUACCGUCACUCAUAAAUACAAAUCCAGCACGUGUCAAUAAUCAGGGACACAACAUUGUUCGAUAUGUAAACAUCCAGACUUUUGACUUUUGACUAUUGACUAUUUAUUUAAGUGAUUGUAUGCUAGAAUUACAUCUGGACAGGGAAGUCCUUAAUAAUUCAAUAGGUUGUCUUAUUCGAUUGGGGAAACCCAGAGAAAAUGUCCUCGCUUUACAACCCUACCCAAAAUUUUAGACCACUUCCUGAACGGUAUAGCCGAUUUGAAGGAUCUAUGUUGUUUGUUUGAAACAGGAGAAAUGGAUAUGCCAUAUAUAUCAUGUUAUUUGAUCGUAAGCGGGUUAAUCGUAUAGUACAAUGGAUGUUAACUCAUUUUACAUCCUGUUAUAGUGUCGUUUUUUUAAGCUGUCAUACGAGCCUUCCUUUAAACAACUGGUGUAAUGCUGUCACUUCUUCGUUGUUAACCAACGGUCAUUUUUUCUUUCAGUGCAACUCUUUAAAUCGUCAAUAAUGGAACAUUAGUAGUGGACUUGAGAAAGUGUGUGUGUGCGUGCGCGUGUGUGUGGCGGGGGGGGGGGGGGGCCAAAAGGCGCUAUUGUAUUUUUAUACGCCCACAUUUUCAUGUGGACGUAUGUUGUCGUCGCCCCUGUCCGUCCACCCGUUCACACUUUGUUUGGAUUUUUGGCCUUUAUUGUACGAAAAUCGCCUUUUUAGUUGUUCUCUGUUCAUCUCUUGCAAAAUAUGGGCAUAUCUUACAUAGCAACCACUUGUUAUUAUACAUAGAAUAAUGUUCAUAUAUCAUGUCAUUCAGGUUAUUGAUACAUGUAUUAGAUGUUAAACAUCUAGCCUAUUCACGUCUGUGCCAUUAUAUUAUCUAUUUUACCUAAUGGAUUUUUAAUCACUGUAUUUUGUAGUAUUAUGCCGUGGUUCGCUAGCUUUUGUAUUAUUUCCUGUAUUUUUUAUUGAUAAUAGAGCUUUAUAUUCAUUAAUUAUUAUAGCAUUGAUGUCAUUUGCGGGUAAUUCAAUUCAUCUAGCGCAUAUACGGGCGAUUCCUUUCGUCUACCGCAUUACGGGCGAUUUGCGACGCUAACGGAUAUCGACUUUGUGAUCUUACAAAAUAGAGUCUGAAGUCGGCCAGCCCGCCAUGUUGAGUAGUCAAAUGAUGAGCAGCUGCAAUCCCUGUGCUGUCCCUUGCUUGUACGCGAUUUUCAUUUAGACAUUUUGUUGUAAACCAAUCAUUCUGUAGUCUCUAUCAUCCAGAAAAAUAUUCUACGUACGUUGAGGACUAGGAGUUUCUGGGUGACCGAGACUAAUCAUACUGUACAAUCGUGCUUCAAUGUCGUAAUGGUCCCGAUAUUUUAUUUUUUCAAAAUAGAUUAAAAGAGGGGUUGACUUUUUAAUUAUUACUGAUGUGUUAUUAUUGAAGAUAUAAUAUUUAUAUUUUGGUUAUAUAAUCUUUUUAUGAGAUAUAAAGAUUUAUUACUUGUCCAAUAAUACCAAAGUAGAGAUUUAACUAGCAUGUAAAUCUCGGAUGUUUUCUAUUAAUGUUUUAUACAGAAAUAAAGAAAGACAGUUAGAUUGUAAAUAAAGUGAGUAGAAUUUGAA
Messenger RNA from Patella vulgata (common limpet), 5776 nucleotides. RefSeq lists its product as uncharacterized. Gene Ontology annotation, molecular function: nucleic acid binding; methyltransferase activity. The transcript has 8 exons. The record is from RefSeq and is a predicted model, not a curated record. Bases 260 to 2902 code for a protein of 880 amino acids. Lineage: Eukaryota; Metazoa; Mollusca; Gastropoda; Patellidae. Gene Ontology annotation, biological process: methylation.